Messenger RNA from Ochotona princeps (American pika), 2777 nucleotides. RefSeq names its product disintegrin and metalloproteinase domain-containing protein 21-like. The transcript is spliced from 3 exons. The record is from RefSeq and is a predicted model, not a curated record. Gene Ontology annotation, cellular component: plasma membrane; external side of plasma membrane; sperm head plasma membrane. The coding region runs from base 117 to 2777 and encodes 886 amino acids. Gene Ontology annotation, molecular function: metalloendopeptidase activity. Lineage: Eukaryota; Metazoa; Chordata; Mammalia; Lagomorpha; Ochotonidae. Gene Ontology annotation, biological process: male gonad development; proteolysis.
UGCUAGGCAGCUAAACCUGCAACUUAACCAAAUGAGAGACAAAUGUAAUAUGAAAUUUCCAUUAUAAGUCUCAAGUAAAAUUUUUUUGUUCAGAGACUGGAGAUUACACGAGACCUAUGAAAGUAACUAGAAAGAUCAUUGGAACCAUCAGUUCAUCUGCUGCUGGCCUGGAGCAAUGCAUUUUAGAUCCAUCAUGGGAGACCACUUUCCUCCCGUGUCUGUUUUCAAAUAUGCUGGUAGUUCCUAGUUUCAUUAUUAAGCUUUGCUUUUCUGAUGGACUGGCUACACAAGAAGACACACUGCUAAAGGUCAAAGUAAAAGGGAGGAGACAGACUUGUAUGUCUUCCUGCCUAUUCCACAUUCAUCCUCAUACAAGGCUCCAAAUGGCUGUAAGUGAAGCCCCGGUUCAUGUGAGGAACACUCUCCUGAUGCUUUGGCUGGGCUUAUUACUCUUCCUUUCUGGAUGGCCUCAGAUCGGACACUCUCAACAUCACAGUCACCUAGAAGUGGUAAUACCCAUGAGGGUGACUGGCACUAGGAAAGGUGUGAAGACUCCAGGCUGGCUCUCCUAUAGCCUGCACUUUGGGGGACAGAGACACAUAAUCCACAUGAAGGCCAAAAAGCUGUUAGUAUCCAGACACUUCCCUGUGUUUAGUUACACAGACAAGGAUGUUCUCCGUGAGGAUCUGCCAUUUAUCAAGGAUGACUGCCACUACCGGGGUUACGUAGAAGGAGAGCCAGAAUCCUUCAUUGCUCUUAGUUCCUGUUUUGGGGGCUUUCAUGGAAUACUACAGAUAAAUGACACUGUGUAUGAAAUCAAGCCCAAAAGGUUUUCUAAAACACAUGAGCAUCUGAUUCAUAGACAAUUCUACAGUGAGGCAGAAUUCCAAUCCAUAAAAUGGCAAGGGGCAGAAAAAGAGACAGCAGGGAAACUGGGAUUUCAAGAGCGUAACAAUCUCCAUCUCAUGCAAGAGAAGUAUGAGGGCUGGUGGCCGCACAGAUGGUUUGUGGAGUUUGCGGUGAUUAUAGACCAUCAACGAUUCAUUUUCCGGAAUGGUAAUAUCACAAUGGUGAUGCAAGAUGUAUUAAUCACAAUGAACGAAGUAAAUUCCAUUUUUUCUGCAAUUGACGUUUCUGUGUGUUUAUGUGCACUUGAGAUUUGGAAUCACAGAAACUUAGUGACAAUAGGCAACAUUUAUGAAACAUUGCAAGGGUUUUGCCAGUGGAAGUACACAACUUUUGAUGCCCGAGUAAAAAAUGAUGCUGCACAUUUUUUUUCAAGGAAUGAUUACUUACAUGAGGGUGAAUCAUACUGGGGAAAAAUAUGCCAAAAGAAUAGCUGUGGUAUUGAAAAGUUUUUUGCAAAUGAUGAGUUUUAUAAAUUUGCACUUAUUGUGUCACGUGAGAUAGGUCAUAAUUUGAACAUGCCCCAUGAUGUAGGAACAUGUACUUGUGGGAAGGAGAAGUGCCUAAUGUCUAAAGGAUCAGAACUCACAGCUACAUUUAGUAAUUGUAGUAUUUCUGGCUUUGUGGAGAUUAUACAAAAGACUACCUGUUUGCGCAAUAGACCAACACCUCUGAAAGACCUGUGCGGGAAUGGUGUAGUUGAGGAAAUGGAGCAGUGUGACUGUGGAACCCUCAAGCUGUGUACACAAGAUCCUUGUUGUUUUGCAAACUGUACUCUGAGACCUGGGGCAGCUUGUGGGUCUGGUCUUUGUUGCAAAGACUGCAAGUUCAGGGCAGCAGGUGAAUUAUGCAGAGAGAAGGAUAAUGAGUGUGAUCUUCCCGAGUGGUGCACUGGAACUUCACGGGAGUGCCCUGAAGAUGUCUAUUUGCAAAACGGAGAGACUUGCAGAAGCACAAGCCACUGCUACAACAAUAAAUGCUUUUCCACCCGUGAUGAGCAGUGUCAACAAAUUUUUGGUGUGGAUGCUAAAAAUGCAAAUCAAUCAUGUUACAGAGAGUUGAAUACUCGUGGUGACCGGUUCGGUAACUGUGGUAAUGACACAAAAUCAUAUUUAGCAUGUAAAGAAAAAGAUAUUAUGUGUGGAAGAAUUCAGUGUGAGAAUGUGAAAAGAAUGCCCUUACUGAGAGAACAUACUACUGUACAUUCUGUGACAUUCAACAGCACUACCUGUUGGGGCACUGACUACCACUUCGGGAUGGUGAUACCUGACAUUGGUGAUGUGGAAGAUGGCACAGAGUGUGCUGAAAACUCUAUAUGUUCUCAAAAGAAGUGUAUCCCUGUGCAAGUGCCUCAAUAUAAUUGUUCCCACGCAUUGUGCCAUAGUCAUGGAGUCUGUAACAACAAAGACCACUGCCACUGUGACUCUGAGUGGAAACCACCUACCUGCAAAAUAGCAGGUUACGGAGGCAGUAUUGAUAGCGGCCCACCUCCCAUCCCACAAACACCCCAAAGGCCAAAUGUGUUGCUUUAUAUUCUAUUGAUUUUAUUGAUUGUUUUAUUAUUACUUUUGCUUGUUCUAUGCUGUAUAUUUUUUCUUCUUGCAAUUAAAGACAAGCAAAAAGAAGAGGAAGAGAAAGAAAAAGAGAAAACUGCUGGUCUACCUCCAGAAGGGCAAAGUGUGGCAGAGCCACCAGUGGCACCUCCACCACCAACAGCUGAUGCAAAACCAGAGGUAGAUAAUGCCAAGCGAUCUGUACUCAAGAGAAGGAAGACUGUUCGAAGCACAAAAAAGGGAAGAAAGAGUGUGAAAGCCUCAGUUCUGAAACGCAAAAGUACUAAAAAGGCUUCUUUAGCUGCAAGGAAGAAGUAG